Talaromyces atroroseus is the source of this 411-nucleotide messenger RNA. RefSeq lists its product as hypothetical. The record is from RefSeq and is a predicted model, not a curated record. Lineage: Eukaryota; Fungi; Ascomycota; Eurotiomycetes; Eurotiales; Trichocomaceae. Bases 1 to 411 code for a protein of 136 amino acids. The transcript has a single exon.
AUGUAUCGAAACAUUCUAGUUGCCCUCAUUGCCAACGCCGGCCUCAUUACCGCGUGUACCUUUGUCAUCAGCAACAGCCAAUCCACCGUCAACUUCGGCGGAAGCAACUCUGUUUCUUGCUUAUUCCAAGCAUUCACAAGCGACAGUCCAGACCUAUACAAUGACCGUGCGGAUGCUUUCGCAGAGGUAGAUUGUUCCGGUGGCUGUGGAACCCUCACCUUGAACGGCGAGAGCUGGGAAGGGUGCAUCAAUGGUAUCAAUGACCUGGAUUUGACGGGCACUGCAACUGCCGUGGGACCUUCGACAACUGCUACGCUUUACCCAGGUGCAUCGUCCAGCUCGCAUGUGGAUGAUAACCCGCUUGCCUCUGAUCGAUACCAAUGGUACUACUUGGAGAAUGUCAGUUGUUAA